AUGGCUUUUUCAAUGAAUGGUUGUAUAUCCAAACCAUCAUUUCGUAAAAGUUAUUCCAUUGAAUAUGGAUAUAAACCACGAAAACGAACAUUAAUUGCUGAUGCUGAAUUUGAUCGUGAACAACAUGAUGAAGAACAACAUAAACAUCAACAUAUAAUACACGAUGGAGAAGUAAAAGAAGAAUUCACUUAUACAAUACUAGUUACAAUUAAGGAUAAAAAAAGUGCAUCAAUGUUAAAUUUAAUUAAUACAUUUAAUCGUGAUGGACUUAAAGUACAACAUAUGGAAACACGUGCAACUGUUGUACCACCUAUUGAAACACAAUCCUCCAUGGGUCUUGAUGUUUUUAUGGAAGUUCUAUGUACGGAUAAAAUUAUGGAUGAUCUUAAACGAGAUUUAUUUCAAUCAGAUUCGAAAUUUAUUGUAAAAAAUAUCAAGCUUCAUACAAUUCCAUUAAAUAAAGAAUCAAACGAAACGAAUGAUGAAAAUGAUACAAGUGAUAUUAUUUGGUUUCCAAUGUCUAUAUGGGAACUUGAUAGAUGUCAUCAUUUACAUACAAAUUAUCAACCUGAUAUGGAUUCACGUCAUCCUGGUUUUUCUGAUAAAGCAUAUCGAGCACGACGUGAACGUAUAGCUCAGAUUGCAUUUGAUUUUCGACAUGGUGAUGCUAUACCAAGAGUAGAAUACACAUUAGAUGAAACAAAAACAUGGGGAAUUAUUUAUCGACAACUAAGUAAACUUUAUCCAACAACAGCAUGUAAACAACAUAUUCAUGUACUUGAAAUAUUAGAAAAAGAAGGUGGCUUCUCUGAAAAAUCUAUUCCACAAUUAGAAGAUGUAUCACGUUUUAUGAGAAAACGAUCUGGUUUUCAACUUCGUCCUUGUGCAGGUCUACUUUCAGCUCGAGAUUUUCUGGCAAGUUUAGCAUUUCGAGUAUUUCAAUGUACACAAUAUAUUCGGCAUCCAUCAUCACCACUUCAUUCACCUGAACCCGAUGUUGUACAUGAACUUCUUGGUCAUGUUCCGCUUCUAUCGGAUCCAAAUUUUGCUCAAUUUUCGCAAGAUAUUGGUUUAGCCUCGUUAGGUGUAAGUGAUGAUGAUAUUGUGAAACUUUCAACACUCUAUUGGUUUACUAUUGAAUUUGGCUUAUGUCGUGAAAAUGGACAGAUUAAGGCAUAUGGGGCAGGUCUUCUUUCAUCAUUUGGCGAACUUCAACAUGCAUUAUCAUCAAAGCCUCAAAUCAAACCAUUUGAACCAGAAACAACUGUUAUACAAGAAUAUCAAGAUGAAGAUUAUCAACCAAUUUAUUUCUUGGCUGAAACAUUUGAAGAUGCCAAAGAAAAAUUACGUAUUUAUGCUAAAUCAUUAAAGCGUCCAUAUGGCCUUGUCUAUGAUCCAUAUACGCAAUCAUUACGUAUUCUUGAUAGUGUUAAAGUUAUCCAUGAUAUUAGUGCCAAUCUUAAACUUGAAAUGGAUAUACUUGAACAUGCACUUGAUCGUCUUCAUACAAAUGGUAUUGAUUUUAAAAUUAUUUCAUAA
Molecule: messenger RNA, 1539 nt
Organism: Rotaria sp. Silwood1
Lineage: Eukaryota; Metazoa; Rotifera; Eurotatoria; Philodinida; Philodinidae
Source: the annotation of a GenBank genome assembly